AUGCAGAUCUUCGUCAAGACCCUGACGGGCAAGACUAUCACCCUUGAGGUGGAGUCGUCCGACACCAUCGACAAUGUCAAGUCCAAGAUCCAGGAUAAGGAGGGCAUCCCCCCCGACCAGCAGCGCCUGAUCUUCGCUGGAAAGCAGCUCGAGGACGGCCGCACCCUCUCAGACUACAACAUCCAGAAGGAGUCCACCCUCCACCUGGUCCUGCGCCUGCGUGGUGGUAUGGCCAAGAAGCGCAAGAAGAAGGUCUACACCACCCCCAAGAAGAUCAAGCACAAGCGCAAGAAGACCAAGUUGGCCGUCCUCAAGUACUACAAGGUCGACUCUGACGGCAAGAUCGAGCGCCUUCGCCGCGAGUGCCCCUCCGACACCUGCGGUGCCGGUGUUUUCAUGGCCGCCAUGAACGACCGCCAGUACUGCGGCCGCUGCCACCUCACCUACGUCUUCGACAAGAAGGAGUAA
Messenger RNA from Colletotrichum orchidophilum, 468 nucleotides. Its product is annotated as ubiquitin-40S ribosomal protein S27a. The record is from RefSeq and is a predicted model, not a curated record. Bases 1 to 468 code for a protein of 155 amino acids. The transcript has 2 exons. Gene Ontology annotation, cellular component: cytoplasm; ribosome; nucleus. Gene Ontology annotation, biological process: translation; modification-dependent protein catabolic process; protein ubiquitination. NCBI's taxonomy places the organism in Eukaryota, Fungi, Ascomycota, Sordariomycetes, Glomerellales, Glomerellaceae. Gene Ontology annotation, molecular function: structural constituent of ribosome; protein tag activity; ubiquitin protein ligase binding.